This is a messenger RNA of Nematostella vectensis (starlet sea anemone), 4156 nucleotides long. Its product is annotated as E3 ubiquitin-protein ligase MYLIP. The record is from RefSeq and is a predicted model, not a curated record. Gene Ontology annotation, cellular component: cytoskeleton. Gene Ontology annotation, molecular function: ubiquitin-protein transferase activity. Gene Ontology annotation, biological process: ubiquitin-dependent protein catabolic process. Lineage: Eukaryota; Metazoa; Cnidaria; Anthozoa; Actiniaria; Edwardsiidae. Bases 129 to 1559 code for a protein of 476 amino acids. The transcript is spliced from 4 exons.
UACGGUUCAGCUGUUUCGUUGUCAAUUUCUUUCACAUGCAACGGGGGAACACCAUCAAGAACCCGCAACGAAGAAACAACUUGGCCUGAAAUUUCAAUUCCGCCAAACUGGCAGGAAAAAGCUUGAAAAUGUGGUGCUUUGUGUCGGAGCCGAGUGGGAUAAUUCAUGAGAUUUUCCUGCCGCGAAAUGCAGUCGGCCAAGAAUGCUUCGACCAGGUUUGCGAAAAAUUGCGCCUUGUAGAGAAAGAUUAUUUUGGGUUAAAAUACAAUGGUGGAAAUGGAAAUCGUUGUUGGCUAAACAUGCGAAAUACAUUGUCAGUACAGCUAACCGGUAAACCACCAUACAGACUUUAUUUUCUCGUCAAAUUCUUCGUGAGACCUCAAGAAUUACAACAAGAAAUUUCGAGGCAUCAAUAUUACCUGACAUUGAAGAGCUACAUUUGCAAUGGAAAACUUGAUUUGUCUGCAUCUCAAACAAAAACAAUUUCUCGGAUUUGUGCGCUUAUAGCUCAAAUAGAGACUGGAGACCAUAUCCCGGAGAAACCACCGCGAUAUUCGACUUUUAUACCAAAUGCUCUUCAUACAUUUUAUUCAAAGACUUCAGACUUACAAAAGGAUGCGGCAACGGAGCACAUACAACUAGCUCAUACGACAGUAAACGAGGCGAAAGUCGAGUUUCUGCAUUUGUUGUCAAAUGUUCCCGGAUACGGCAUUGAAGUAUUUCGGGGUAAAACCACAAAAGACAAGUUUUCAAAAAAGCUUGAAAUCUGUGUUGGUAAUGAUGGAGUCAAAGUUUACAGCGUUAAUCAAGAAUUCGACACAAAACAGGGAAGGGAAAUUGUCCGCAAAGUCGUCGAAAAGAGGAUAAACUUUGAAGAUGUAUCGACCGUCUCCUACAACAACCGCUGCUUCACCGUGGUCCAUGGCAGCGGAGUGCAGGCUCAGCGAGUAACCUACAAACUCAAAACCGAGUGUGAUGCUGUCGGACUUUUCCGAACAUUCACCGAGUACCACACAUUCUACCAAUGCAACACCGUCAAACGUUCAGUUAUCGAUCAAUGCACCCGGACGCUACUCGGAAGGGUAGCGACGGUAUUUCUUCCCUCGAAUGACAUCGGAAAAACAUAUUUAUUUGACGUCCAGCGGACUCGCCGACAAGCGUACAGCCAUGCCUGGAGCGAGAUGAACAUUGGUCGCAAUAUGAGCCGAGUAGGCCGCGACAACCGAGGACGACACUCGAUGCCCGAAUACCGUCCGGUGCAAUCUCCGCUGAGUCAUCGAAAGUUCUACAGUCUUCGGAAGAGGGACUCGGGGACGUGUCGGAGAGAGCUCGGGGAUGGUGAUAUAGAGAAGUUGAGCCCAGAGGAGUUGAAGAAGAUGGUCUGGCACCUUCAGGACGCGAGGAUUUGUCAAAUUUGUAUGGACGUUGAGGUGGCGACCGCGUUCUGCCCGUGUGGUCACGUGGUAUGUUGCGUGGAGUGUUCCGCCCUGUGCAAGGAGUGCCCGUUGUGCCGUAGUCAGAUCACGUAUGCGCAGAGAGUUUUCUUUCCCUGUGAAUAGUCCGUUUUGAUAAUGUUGCGCGCGCAUCCAAAAUGCCACAGAUUGGCGGGCCACAGCUGAUCCAUAAUGCGGAAAAAGAGGAAUGUGACUCCAAAACCCCGCGAAAGUAGCACUCUGGCAGCAAUUUCUAUAGCGUCGUCUGUAAGCGCCACUCCGUACACUUUUUAAGACUGGCCCACCAGUCUGUCAUUUAGAAUGCGCGCGCAACAUUGUCAAAACGGUCUAUAGCGCCGUGUGGCGAGCCUUGAAAACAAGGAGAUAGACCAGUUUUGGUGAUGCUGUUUUUGUUUUCAUUUCUUUUGCUAAUUUAUUUCUUGUUCAUCUUUGUCGAUAUUACCGCUGCUGUUUUUGUUGUCAUUUCUGUUGCUGAUUUAUUUCUUGUUCAUCUUUGUCGAUAUUACCGCUGCUGUUUUUGUUGUCAUUUCUGUUGCUGAUUUGAUUGCUGAUUGCUGAUUGCUGUUGUUGUUUGAAGAGCUGUUUUGGUUUAACUGUUGCAGUUAUUGUUGAUGACACUGUUGUUGUUGUUACUGUUGUUCGUGGUGGCUGCUAAUGCGGCUGUCUUCGGUUGUUGCCAUUUUAGCUGUUUCUGGUAUUGUUGGUUGUUCUACUAAUGCAUUUGUUACAUUUGUAGAUUUUUUCUUGUUGUAUUUGUUGUAUUGUUGCUUUUUUCCUCCCAUUUUUAAUUUUUUGUUGUUUUAAUGGCGUCUCGCUACUUUGUUCCAUAUCUUACCGUACCUUUGUUACCAGCUAUUGUUUUGCUACCGUUUAUUAUUUUUCAAAUCUAUACUUUAAUAUAAGUUAAUUCUAGCACUUACAUCUUAUUGCCUCUACGAAAGGGUCGAGUUGAAUUUACAAUUUACGAGGUUGAAUUUAACGGAAUUUAAAGGCUUGCCAAAAUAGAAUAUAAUUUCUUAUCUUUAUCUCUCCUUUCCCAAACAGGGGGGAGCGUGAUUAUUCAUAAUUUCACUAUUAUUUUAUCAUGUUUGCUUACAAAAUCCUCUGAUGGAAUGUAUGAAAGUAUCGUCUUUUCUAUGUCUUCAUUCAAGAAGUUUUCAUCGGAAAUCAAGCCUCUGGGUUAUUUUCUUUAAAUUCUAUACAUUGCAAAAUUCUAAAUUUCUUCUAAGCAAAUUAAUGAUCGAUUUAAAGUGAUGACCUGGUUUGCUUUUUCCCGCAUGUGAUUAUUUCAUUCAAACGUCUGAAAAGUAAGCUUAGGUAUUUAAGAAAUUUCUGGUUCGAAACAUUUUCUUCCUAGGCGGCUAGCCGGCGUCAAGGCAAAUGCUUGAUUCUUAUUAGCCCCGAAAUAUGUUAAAAGUAAUCACUUUAUAAAAAAAAGUAUUUUUAAUAAUAGACCUAAUUUUUGAGAAAGUAAGGGCAUUGUUAAGGUUGCUUACCACUUUGCUAAGACUUAUUUAGGCUAGAUCCGAUCUUUAUACGUCAAUCUUUCACUCUGAAGCUUGAAGCUUGUUCUGAGUAAACAUGUUUACACCUGGUCGCAUCCGCGAAUCAAUGUAUCGUAGCCCGCAGUGAUCAUUGAGUAGAGCAAAUAAGGCUGGAUCCGGUCUCUGAACGCCAUGUGAACGUUAAUAGGUACAUAAACAACCAUUCUUAAGCUUUCUAAAGAUGUGUUUAGUGGUCUGUUUAUAUUUACGCUUAUUUUAUUUAUUUUAUUUAUUUGAUACCCAUAAAGCACUGCGGGUUACGACACAUAGAUUCUCCGAUUGCAACCUUAUUUGAAAUAAGUGUAUGAUGCUAGUGUGUAGACGAAGCGAAAUGCGUUCUGCUCAUAUGACUCUAUCAACACAUCCAUGAAAUUAUUUAUAGACUACGGAGCUUAUAUUUAUUCUGAGCCUGCGUAGCAUAUGUAAAGGUAAGAAACAAGUGUGCAUGGGCGGGUGGUUGCGACGGGCUGGAAGUUCCAACCUAUUUCUUGUCUUGUACUAAUCAAUCACAUUUCUUCGUUGUGCGAGGUUAUGUGGCCUAUGGCACGAUAAUGGGAUUUGGCGAUACAACAAAUGUGAUUUUAACUCUUCCCAUACCAUGCGUUUGCUACGUAGGUGCUUAGCCCUAUGAAAAGAUUAUAAAUAGGGAGUUACGUUACACGCGUUACACGCGUCACACAGUCAAAUUCACGUUGUGUGACCUAUUGUAAAAUUGUGAAUAUAUAUUUAUCGAGUUUAUUUAACAUGACCCACUAAAACGUUAAAUAGAAAUGGGGACGAAUACAUUUGCCCCACAAUCUAACACACGUCAGCCUUCCCAUAAUCCUUUAGUCUGUAUCAUAAGGGGAUUGGGUACUAGGACAAUUUAAUGCCAAAGUGACGAAGAUGUGACGUCACAUUGCACAUAUUACUGCAAGAGCUUUAUUAUUACGUAAUAAGGAUUUGUUCCUUGAUUUUAAUAUAAUUAUUGCUAAGCCUUUAGAAAUAGUUCAAAAUAAUAGUGUCUAAUAGAUUUCUAAAAUAAAAAGAUAAAUUGAACAAUUGUAAAAAAAAAGAUUAGUCCAGAUUGUUGCCAGCGAUGCUAAUAUUUCUAUAUUGCUGUAACCAUUAUUAUUGUCAUUAUUAUUAAUUGAAUUUUAAUAGAUAAGAGAAAAGGAA